Messenger RNA from Candidozyma auris, 1863 nucleotides. RefSeq names its product carnitine O-acetyltransferase CAT2 (gene CAT2). The transcript has a single exon. Gene Ontology annotation, cellular component: mitochondrion; peroxisome. The record is from RefSeq and is a predicted model, not a curated record. Gene Ontology annotation, molecular function: carnitine O-acetyltransferase activity. NCBI's taxonomy places the organism in Eukaryota, Fungi, Ascomycota, Pichiomycetes, Serinales, Metschnikowiaceae. Gene Ontology annotation, biological process: carnitine metabolic process. Bases 1 to 1863 code for a protein of 620 amino acids.
AUGCUAAGAUCUGCUGCAAACAUGACCAGAAAGUUCUCCUCGUCGGUGCCAAAGGGCGACUUGUUCAAGUACCAAUCCCAGCUCCCCAAGUUGCCAGUGCCAACUUUGCAAGAAACCUGCCACAAGUACUUGCGCACAGUUGAGCCUUUCUUGUCCGAGUCGCAGUUGAAGUCGACUCAGGCGAUCGUGGAGGAGUUUGCUCGUCCUGGUGGCCAGGGUGAAGUCCUCCAGAAGAGAUUGGAGGAAUUUGCCCAAGGUAAGGACAACUGGUUGGCUGAAUUCUGGGAUGACUACGCUUACAUGUCCUACAGAGACCCAGUCGUUCCUUAUGUUUCGUACUUUUUCAACCACAAAGACGUGAACAAUGCUAUUGGCAAGAACCAGUUGUACAAGGCGUCGUUGAUUGCCUACUACACUGCCCAGUUCGCCGAGAGUGUGGAAAAUGAAACCUUGGAGCCCGAAGUCAUCAAGGGCAACCCUUACUGUAUGAACGCUUUCAAGUACAUGUUCAACAACUCCAGAGUCCCAGCUGCCGGCAGCGACAUCACCAAGUUGUACGACCCUGCCGAGCACAGGUACUUUGUUGUGGCCUUGAACAACAACUUCUACAAGGUGUACCACCACGACAAAGAUGGCAAGCCUUUGUCGAAGGUGGCCAUUUACAAGCAGUUAGAAUACUUGGUCAAUGUGGUGAACCCUAGAGUUCCACGUGGCUUGGGUGUGGGUGCUCUCACAUCUUUGAACAGAGACGAGUACUUGAGCGCCUACGAGAACAUGAUUACUUCUCCUGUCAAUGAUGCUUCGUUCGAGACCAUUUUUGCAUCGUCUUUCGUGCUUUGUCUCGAUGAGAACACCCCUGUGACCAUCAAGGAGAAGUCUGCCAACAACUGGCACGGCGAUGGCCAGAACAGAUUCUUCGACAAGCCAUUGGAAUUCUUUGUGGCCAAGAACGGUAACUCUGGUUUCUUGGGUGAGCACUCCAGAAUGGACGCCACUCCAACUGUCCAAAUGAACAACUUUGUUUUGCUGCUGAUUGCCAAGGAGGACCCUGCUGCGUUCAUCAAGGAAAUUGCCAACGACUCCACUUUGGCUCCUGAAGUUGUCCCAGAGGCUCCAUCUGUGUUGCCAUUUGACAUUUCUGUCAAGGCAAGAGCCGACAUUGAGGCUGCUAAAGCCAAGUUUGCUGAGACCAUUGCUGCUCACGACGAGGAAGUGUUCCAGUACUACGGCUACGGUAAGAACUUGAUCAAGCAGUUCAAGGUUUCUCCUGACGCUUACGUGCAGAUGAUGAUCCAGUUGGCGUACUACAAGUUGACUGGAAAAAUCCGUCCAACGUACGAGUCUGCUGCCACCCGUAAGUAUUUGAAGGGUAGAACCGAGACUGGUAGAUCUGCCUCUGUCGAGGCCAAGAAGUUUGUUGAGACCUUCACUGACUUGAACGCCACCAAUGAGGAAAAGAUUGCUGCUUUUAACGCCGCUUGCAAACAGCAUGUCAAGUACCUUGUGGAAGCUGCUGAUGGAAAAGGUGUGGACCGUCACUUGUUCGGAUUGCUGCAGAUGAUCAAGCAGGGCGAGGAGGUGCCCGGUAUUUUCAAGGACCCAAUCUUCAAGUACUCUAGUACUUGGUACCUUUCUACCUCGCAGGUUCCAUCUGAAAACUUCCAGAGUUGGGGCUGGUCGCAGGUCAUUGAUGAAGGCUUUGGUUUGGCCUACCUCGUCAACAACGAAUGGUUGCAUGUGCACAUCUCGUGCAAGAAGGGCUAUGGCUUGAGAUCUGACUACAUGAAAUACUACUUGACAGAGGCUGCCAACGAAAUGAAGCUGGUCUUGUCUACCCAGUUGCCAGCCAAGGCCAAGCUCUAA